This is a messenger RNA of Labeo rohita (rohu), 3783 nucleotides long. RefSeq names its product ribonuclease inhibitor-like. Gene Ontology annotation, molecular function: protein binding. The transcript is spliced from 9 exons. Bases 1 to 1329 code for a protein of 442 amino acids. NCBI's taxonomy places the organism in Eukaryota, Metazoa, Chordata, Actinopteri, Cypriniformes, Cyprinidae. The record is from RefSeq and is a predicted model, not a curated record.
AUGUGGCUUGCUGUCAAUGAGCAAACACUUAAACAGUUCAGAUCCAUCAAGGAUGACACUCAAACAACUGCAGAUGAAGAUUUAAUGUCAGAAUGCAGCUCAGUUCAUCAUAAGAGAUCAGAAGCAGAGCCCAGCUGUGUGUCUAUGAAGAGUGACACAUCUAUAUGUCCACCAAUAGAAUUUAAGAGAGGAGAUACACAACAUGGUCUCAGGCUAUGUGGAUGUAAUCUCACUGCUCAGUCUUGUGGGAGUUUAUCAUCAGUUUUACAAUCCUCAAACUCUGUCCUGAAAGAGCUGGACCUGAGUAACAAUGACCUGGACCAUUCUGGAGUGAAACUUCUUACUGAUAGACUGAAAAGUCCAGACUGUCAGCUGGAGAUACUGAGGCUAUGUGGAUGUAAUCUCACUACUCAAUCCUGUGAAAGUUUGUCUUCAGCUUUACAAUCCUCCAGCUCAAGCAUACUGAGAGAGUUGGACCUGAGUAACAAUGACCUGCAGGAUUCUGGAGUGAAGCUUCUUUCUGAUGGACUGAAGAGUCCAAACUGUCAACUGGAGAUUCUGAGAUUGUCUGGCUGUAUGGUGACAGAGAAAGGCUGUCGUUAUGUGUUUUCAGCUCUGAGUUCAAACCCCUCGCACCUGAGAGAGCUGGAUCUGAGCUACAAUCACCCAGGAGAUUCAGGAGUCAAACUGCUCACUGAAAAACUGUUGGAUUCAACCUGCUCAUUGGACAAUCUGAAUGUGGAUCAUGGAGGAGAAUCCAGGAUUACAGCAGGACUGAAGAAAUAUGCCUGUUUUCUCACACUGGAUCCAAACACAGCAAACACUCAACUCAUUCUGUCUGAGGAGAACAGAAUGGUGACACGUGUGGAAGAGUAUCAGUCAUAUCCUGAUCAUCCUGACAGAUUUGAUGUGCAUCGUCAGGUGUUGUGUAGAGAGAGUGUGUGUGGACGCUGUUACUGGGAGAUUGAGUGGAGUGGAGAUUUUGGGGUGUGUAUAUCAAUGUCAUAUAAGAGCAUCAGGAGGAAGGGACAAGGAGAUGAGUGUGAGUUUGGAUCUAAUGAUCAGUCGUGGAGUUUGAUCUGCACUUUCUUAGGUUACUCAUUCAUACACAAUAACAUAGUGACUGUUCUCCCUGUGAAGCCCAUCAUCAGUAGAGUAGGAGUGUCUUAUAUCUAUAGAGUAGGAGUGUAUGUGGAUGUGAGUGCAGGAACUCUGUGCUUCUACAGCGUCUCUGACACAAUGAGUCUCAUCCACACAGUCCAGACCACAUUCACUCAGCCGCUCUAUCCUGGGCUUAGGGUUUGGUCUGGAUCACUGAAACUGUGUUGAUGAAUCAGAAUAGACUGAUAAGAGAUUUCUACCCAUAAUCCCAACUUAAAAACGUUAGGAGCACCAAAAAAAUUUUAGGAGCACCAAAUGAAUAUUAAGGAGCACCAGAACUGCCAAUUGAUGAGAACAGCCAGUACUCGGCCCAGCAUUUCUUUUUUAGUAAUGCAACGAUCUUGAUUCUUCAUGGCCUAUUCUGAUUGCUGAUGUUUUUACAAGCAAAUGGGCUGAUUCUGAAAGCCUUUUUCUAUAUAUUUAUUUUACACCUUAAGCAAGGGACAAGAAUGAAUGAAAAUAGGAGUACAUGAAUAAGAUGUUUAUUUUCUCUAGUACAUGUAGAGGCUUUUUUAUUCUCUGAAAAGAAUCGAGAAAGGAGAAAAGGUGACAGACAAAGAAAACACGGUAUGCAGGCACUGCCAGACUGUGGUGAAAUACAAGUCGGGGAAUACGACUAACAUGAGGAGUCAUUUGUUAAAUCAUCACCCCGAAAAGUUACGUGAAGAUACGAGGAGCAAAAUCCAGUCGGGCCAAAAGACUACAAAACAAGCGUUUACGGCCUCACUCCCCCACAACAGUGCGAGAGCACAAGAAAUCACAAGAUGCAUUGGUGAAUAUAUAGCCAAAGACCUACGGCCCUUUUCGGUGGUGGAUAAUGAAGGUUUUAAGAGGUUAGUAAACAUGCUGGAGCCAAAGUAUAAAAUCCCGUCGCGGCCACACUUUAGUCAAACUAUUUUACCAGUUCUUUACAAAGAGAAAAGGGCGAAAGUUGCACAGAGCCUCAAACAAGCAGAGUGCAUCUCAAUCACCACAGAUGGGUGGACUUCACGAGCUACUCAGAGCUAUGUUACCAUCACAGCACAUGCUAUGACAAGUGAAUGGGAGAUAAAAACUUUUGUCCUACAGACACGGGUACUCUUUGAGUCACACACUGGACACAACAUAGGCGAGGUGUUAAAAUCUGCUGUUUCAGAGUGGGAGCUUGACACGAUUUACAACAACAAUCACCAGGGCAUCGCUGUGGUUACUGACAACGCAAGAAACAUGGGUGUAGCGGUGAAAGAGGCUGGUCUGUCCCCACAUGUAAAGUGUUUUGCUCACACCUUAAAUCUGCGUCCCAGGCAGGUUUGAAGGUAAACCGUGUCAGUCGUCUGCUUGGCAGAGUGAGGCGUGUAGCAGCGUUUUUUCACUGCAGUUCAACUGCAACAGCUGUGCUGACCUCCAAGCAGCAAAUGUUAAACCUGCCAGUACAUAAACUGAUAAUGGAUGUAGUAACUAGGUGGAACAGCUCACUUGACAUGAUUGAGCGCUACCUGGAGCAACAACAGGCAAUUGCUGCAGCCGUACUGAGUUCUGAAGUCAGGCACAAUGCACGUGAAAUAGACAGUCUAGACGCAGCUGACAUCGCAGAUGCUGAGGACAUCGUUAAACUUCUCACACCCUUGAAAAAAGCAACCACUGUGCUGUGCGACAAAUCUCGACCAACAAUCUCUCUUAUCAUACCUCUCAAACACAUGAUUCAAGUGAGCAUGGCACCGUGCGAUGUAGACUCAAACACUGUCUCUCAAAUGAAGGCAGCAAUACUGAAUGAUUUGGCAGACUGUUACCAAGGGGAGCAAGCAGAGUUUCUGUAUGAGAGCAGUGCAUUGGACCCCCGGUUCCGGGCCCUCCCCCAUCUGAAUAACAGCGAAAGGGAUGAAAUUUUCAACAGGCUCAAGUUAAAAGCAACACAGAUGCAGAACCAGAACCCUAGUGAAGAGGAAGGUGCAGCACCAGGCAGCCAUGAACAUGUAGCUGGACACUCAAAAACUGACCUGCCACAAAAAGCACAUGCUGUGGGAGGUGUCUCUCCUCCAUCCAAAAAGACUGCUCUUGAAGAUCUCCUUGGGGAUUCUUUUAGUCAAGGGGACAGCAGAACACAGCACACUGCUCAGAUUGAUGCAGAAAUUGACUUGUACCGCAAAGAGACCUCUAUCUCACUCAUGGCUUGUCCUCUCGAGUGGUGGAAAGACAAUGCACAACGUUACCCACUGCUGUCAACCUUGGCCAAGUCAUAUCUCUCUGUCCCAGCAACCUCAGUCCCAAGUGAGAGGGUUUUUUCUGUUGCAGGGGACAUUGUAAAUGCCCAGAGAUCCCAGCUUUUACCAGAUAAUGUUGAUAUGCUAAUUUUCCUUAAAAAAAACCUGUCUCUGUCUGAAUAAGUGAGUGUGUGAGUGAAUGAGGUGAGUGUUCUCAAAUACUCGUUCAGCACAUGGGCCAGCUGCAAUAAGUAGGCUGCUAUUUUUAUUUUUUCUGAGUUUUCAAGAAUACUAAAUUGAAACUUUAUUUUUUUACAUGGUUUAAUAAUUUUUUGUUAUUAAAAUGGAAAAAUUGAAGAUUCUUUUUUCAAAGUUUAUAGAUAGAUUGCUAAUUUGUGUGCAAUUGAUAUGUUCAGUGCUCAUGUAAACUGUUUAAUAAACA